This is a messenger RNA of Penicillium daleae, 1467 nucleotides long. Its product is annotated as FAD-dependent oxidoreductase. The record is from RefSeq and is a predicted model, not a curated record. The coding region runs from base 1 to 1467 and encodes 488 amino acids. Lineage: Eukaryota; Fungi; Ascomycota; Eurotiomycetes; Eurotiales; Aspergillaceae. The transcript is spliced from 6 exons.
AUGGAUGCCCUUGAAGUCGACGUUCUGGUUUGUGGCGGAGGCAUGUCCGGCCUUGCGUGUGCUGCAUUCACCGCGGAGGCUGGGGCCAAGACGUUGGUGGUAGAGAAACAAGGAACCAUUGGCGGAUCUUCGAGCCUCUCUGCGGGCAUGUUCUGGGCACCACACACCUACGAAAAGCUGCGGUCUUGGGUGCCAGAUGGCGAUCCUGCAUUGCAACGCACAUGGUUAGACGAGUAUCUCCCAGCGGUACAAUGGAUGCGUGAAAAUGGUAUACCCACUGCGAAACGAUUUGACGGCAUUAUGACUAUUGGAAUCGGAUUUCCGAUCCAGAUCCCUGUGCUCCACAAGUCUCACCAGCAGCGUAUUGCGGCCAGCGAUAAUGGAUCUAGGAUCCUGACCAAUACAUCUGUGGUCAAGCUCAUUCAAGCAGAUCCUGUGGUGUCUGGCUCUCGUGUUAAUGGCGCCAUCAUAUGCGAACAAAAGCCCGGGGAACCCGCCACGUAUUACGAGGUGAAGGCCAAGCUAGUCGUUUUGGCUACUGGAGGUUUCCAAGGGUCUCCCAGCAUGACAGCCAAGUAUCUUGGCCAGGGUGGUGACAAUAUCUUCGUGCGAUCUAAUCGCGGCUCUGUGGGCGACGGUCUCGACUUGGCUAUCGCAGCUGGAGCUGGUACAAGCAGAGGUCUGAACACCUUCUAUGGGCAUUUGUUGGCAGCCCCUGUACGAGCCGAGGAUGUAAGUCCACAGGACUAUUUACCUUUGGCUCAAUACCAGAGCAAAUACUGUAUGCUUCUGAACGAAUCCGGUCGCCGUUUUGCAGAUGAGACCAUUGGUGAUGAGAUUGUGAACCAGUACUUGGCCAAGCAAGAAAAGCGGCGUGGGUUUUUAUUGUUCAAUGAGAAAACCCGCCUUCAGCACUGCAUGGGAGCACUUUUCCCUAAUGCAGGUGAUGUUGAUCGAUUACAGAAAGCUCGCGAAUACGGCUGCAACGUUGGAAAAGCAUCCACGCUGAGCGAGCUCCUUGAGACCCUUCGUGGUUGGGGCGUUGAUCACAUUCAAGCCGCAAAGACAAUUGAACGAUAUCAUCAAGUUGUGCGCCAUGGCCAGAGUAACCUGGGUCUCGAAGCCCCGGUUGGUCGUGUUGGGACUCCUCCGAAGCCGUUGGUAGAUGGAGAAGGUCCAUUCUAUGCUAUGGAGGUCCAACCAUCUAUAACCUUCACCUACGGAGGGAUUUCCAUUGAUACUCACGGUCGCGCUUUGACGGCCGACAAGAGCAUUAUUCCGGGUUUGCUCGUGGCAGGAGUUGACGCAGGGGGCUUCAGCAACCUGGGAUAUGCCGGAGGCCUCGCACUUGCCUUUGUGACUGGUUUGUGGGCUGCCCGAUCAGUUACACGAGAACUGGGAUUGAAAGAGCCUCGUCUGCCAGCUGCCGAUGCAAGAGACGCAGCUCCCCUUCAAAGCCGCCUAUAG